Lactuca sativa (garden lettuce) is the source of this 646-nucleotide messenger RNA. Its product is annotated as histone H2B.9. NCBI's taxonomy places the organism in Eukaryota, Viridiplantae, Streptophyta, Magnoliopsida, Asterales, Asteraceae. Gene Ontology annotation, molecular function: structural constituent of chromatin; DNA binding; protein heterodimerization activity. The record is from RefSeq and is a predicted model, not a curated record. Gene Ontology annotation, cellular component: nucleosome.
UUCGCUCCCCAAAUCGUACCCUCUCCGAUCCGUUUUCUUUUCCAUUCAUCGGAACUUCAUCGAUCGUUCUACUUUGAUUGUAACCAAUGGCACCGACCAAGGCUGAGAAGAAACCAGCAGAGAAGAAGCCAUCGACUGCAGACAAAAAGCCAGCGAAGGCCGAGAAGAAGCUUCCCAAAGAAGGCGUAUCCAGCGGCGGCGUAGAUAAGAAAAAGAAGAAGAUCAAGAAGAGCAGCGAGACUUACAAGAUCUAUCUCUUCAAGGUUUUGAAGCAAGUUCAUCCUGAUAUUGGAAUUUCAGGCAAAGCGAUGGGAAUUAUGAACAGUUUCAUCAACGAUAUAUUUGAAAAGCUCGCUCAGGAAUCAUCUCGUCUCGCUCGAUACAACAAGAAGCCAACGAUCACUUCACGCGAGAUCCAGACGGCGGUUAGACUUGUGUUGCCCGGAGAAUUGGCGAAACACGCCGUCUCUGAAGGCACCAAGGCCGUUACCAAAUUUACCAGUUCUUAGAUCGCAACGUGAUUGAUCAAAAUGGAAAUAUGCGAUUUGAUCGGUUCCUAUUUGAACUCUUCAACGUUUAUUGUUCUUACUUUCGAGAUUUGGAUCUAUUAUAGUUCUCCGAUAUACAUUGUUUUUGAUAACCGUUA